This is a messenger RNA of Achroia grisella, 3018 nucleotides long. RefSeq lists its product as uncharacterized. Bases 195 to 2687 code for a protein of 830 amino acids. The transcript is spliced from 13 exons. The record is from RefSeq and is a predicted model, not a curated record. Lineage: Eukaryota; Metazoa; Arthropoda; Insecta; Lepidoptera; Pyralidae.
UAUGAGUGUUCAGCAAUAAUUUGGUCGCGCCCUACAUGAAACAAGUCUGACCAAAUUUUAAAUUAUUGUUUACGGCAACUAUAAGUUGCACAUAUCUAUUUUCUUCUGGAGAUGAACUUUUUACAAGUGACAGUGAUUAUAGUGUAGUGUAUUUAGCUGACAAAUUUAAAGGACGUUAAUCUUUUGAUUUCAUCAUGUACUUGGUAGCUUUUGCUUUAUUAGCCAUUUUCGGCAAUGCACAAGCACAGAUUACAGCUGAGGCUAACGUUGCUCCGGAUUUGAGGGAAUGUUACACAGAUCCUGAGCUGAUGAACAGAAAUAACUUGCCACCAGCUACGAUACAAGUCCUCAUCGAUAUCAUACAGAAAUUAGAAGACAAAGACAACGUUGACCUACGAGUUCUCGCAGUUCUACUUCUCCACACGUAUCGACAAGAUGGGAUAGAGUAUCAUCCACCACUAAUGGGCACAGGCCAAUCGUCCCUUGUACUUCCGUUCGCACCCACAUUUCACUCCUUCUAUCGUCAUAAACUGUUGCUUACCAAGCUUAUUCCAAGCAAUCGGCAAUCACUGGACAACAACACUAUUUCAUCGCCAUUGAAGUGUGCUCUGCAUCACAUGCUGUCCACGACCGUGGAUGCGAGAUUACGAGGUGACGAGAACACUUGUGGACAACUAUCACAAUAUCGCGCUUUGAGAACAGCUCGCUCAGCACCCUCCCAAGAAAAUAUAAAUGACGACGUUGAAAUUUUCUCCCCGAGAGAAACAAAAUCUCGCCAUGCACAAAUGAGACAAUAUAAUCCCAACAGCGACGUUGAUAUUACUAGUAACAGUGGAAGUUUGUUCGAACGCCAGUUACUAGGCGACAGUACAUGCCCAAUAUUAACUGGUGUUGUGAAUACUAAAUGGGGAGCCAUAUCUGCAGGGACUCUGAUUGCGGGAAUAGCUGCAGGUGCACAGAUACAGCAAAUCAGUCUCAAUGAACUUUCUAGAGGUUUAAUUAACGACGUUUCAAAUAACCAACAAACAGUAACCAAUCUCUAUCCAGCUACAAUUGCAGGCGAUCUGGCAGAAGCAGUAUUGAUUCAAGGAACUAGGGGGAGUACCUCGAUCAGUGUCGGUAGCACAGGCAAUUGGAAUAGCUCUCAUCCCACGAAAUACUACAUGUUGAGCAAUAGGAAUAAUGUAGAAAUGACUGACCCUGAGAUACGAGGUGGCAUUGACGGGUUCACUCUAGGAAUUCGUAUGAAUAAUAUACAACAAACAUAUUCAACAUUGAAACUGUCGCAAUUGCUCGAUAUGUACUAUACACCGAGGAAUGGUGUGUUCGACCCUACAUUACGAGCGUGUAACCGACGUGAAUUAGGCCAGGCAGUACUUAACGACAAUAAUUUAGUUGGCCAGUCGGAAGCUUUCGCUGCAGCUUUAAAUGCGAAUAUGCCUCUUCAGGGGACAAUAACGGAUGGUUUAAAUCAACUAGUCACUGGUGCAGUUUCUAACUUUCAGAGUUAUACAGAGAGUAACUUAAAUGACCUAAAUUGUGCCAGCUCUGAGCUUGGCAUUGAUUACCGUUCCAUUACAAAUCUUUACAUUGUUUUGGACUCGUCAUGGCAAUAUGAGACUAUUUACCCUGCGAUCUCUUAUCUUUUGGAAUCAAUUGAAGUCAAUAAGUUCGGUUCCAGUGUAACUUUAUUGAGUGCUUCUGAUGGCAGUGUUGUAGUCAAUAAAACAUUUUCUUUGGCAGAAUUCCAUUCUAAUUACACAUUAGCCACACAUCGGUCAAUAACCCAAGGAGUUAAUUUGGAGACUGUAUACAGAAAUGUAAAGGAGAUGAUGCAUGCAACAUUAUUAGAAGAGUCUCGACGUGAUUACGUAGGUGGAAAUGCGACAGUACUUCUAUUUCUUUUGAACUCAGGAAACAUUCAAAUCCCUAAAAAUGUUAUUGAUGAAGCCAACCUAAUAAAUGUAACUGUUCCAGAUUUGAGGGUUAUCUACGCGACUUCAUCAAAUCAGUUCGACAAUUUGUACCCGUUGGUGAGGGACAUGUACCGUGAUAUCCAUACGAUAUCUUUAACGUCUGCUGGAACAAACGUAGAAACUGUUCUAACUCCAGUGUUGAACAAUAUUCGAGAAGUCGGUAGACGAAUCAUCAAUCCAGUUUGUGGAAUCAGCUAUGAAGAUGAUACUCUGAAUAUCAAAUCGUUUCAUGACUAUAUUGAACCCGGUUAUAUUAAUUUCUAUUCAGUAAGCCCUAAUUACUUCUUUGAAAAUAAUGACGAUAGAAAAGUAACAAUAAGUCGCAGUAGUGGGUCAGGUAGUCUUACAAUUUGUCAUUCUCGUGCUGUACCUCAGCCAAGGAGAAAUGCGACUAUUGUGGGUCUAGACGAAAAUUUAAUAACGUGUCAAGACUUAACCUCUUCCGGUACUGUGGAAAUAAGUCUGCAGAACGCCUGUGAUGGAUACGGUUCAAUUGGAUCGUGUCCAUUAUUUUACAUUUCUGUGCAGUCCAUAGCUGGUUCCGUUGCAAGUGCUACGUGUACUAGUAAUACCGAAUGUAGAUUCCCCUACAACAUGGUAUAUCAGAUACAAUUUGAACAGCCAGGUUGCUUCAGUAGCGGCACAAGUGUUGGAGCCAGCCUAAUUUUCAUAAUAUCAACCUUAUUACUUAGUGUUUAUAGAUCAUUGUAGUGGCAAAUAUACGAAAAUAUAUUAUGUAAUUAUAGUCAUAUUUAUAGAAUUUUAAAUUGGAACUUAGGUCGUUCUAAUUAACAAUACCAACGAUGUAUUAUAAUAUUUUUUUUAUUCCAUUAACACGUAGGUACAGUUUAGUCAAUAAUGUCGAGUAGGUACAUGUCACAUGUCGUUGCCUAUUUGUAUUUAAUUUGAAAAUUUUAUUUACAGGGUAGCCACAAAUAUUUUAAUGUAUAAAUAAGAUUAAAGUGGUAUUAAUACAAUAAAUUAUCGUCUUAAGUAAGAUUUAGUAUUUAAAUCGCUGUGGAUUUUUUUACCAAUAAAUUAU